AUGAAUUCGACUUCAGUGCAAUUCAGUCCCAUCAAGGACGGGCGACGAAUUCUCGGCGAGAAGGACACAAACGCGUGUCUGUCCCCCGCCACACACGCCAAACCGUCAUUCCCGGCCAUUGGGACCCCGGUCAAGCGGAUGUCAAUUGCUACCUCACCUAAGAAGCUCCUCCCAUCUCCUAUAUUUGCAGGCCAAAAACGGACACGGGAUCAAGUGGAUGAAAUGGAAGAAAACCUCGGACACAUGCAGGCGCGGGAAUCCUCUCCGCAGCCCGGUGUCCAAUCCACUGUCAAUGAUGAUAUGCAAAGCCAGCUCAACCAAACCCCCACACCACAAAACUCGCAACCCGAACGCGACCAAACACAAGAUCUAAUGGACACCGAUCAAUUAUUCAAUGUGCCCAGCACCCCCGAGCAAGAAACGCGUAGCGUUACCUCAGACUCCGACGCGCGAAAAAUGUUCAUUCAACAAAAAGCAAGCCUUCUCCGAUCAAGACUACAGAGCGCGAUGCGCAAUGUGACAGAUCACCAAUUCGACCGCCGAGUAUCCGAGCUAGAAGCACACAGUCGCAAAUGCCCACGGCUUUCACUCUCCGUCCUCUCUACACCACCCCUCUCAUCGCGCAAACACUUAACAUCCUUCUCAUCCUCGCAAAUGAAGACACCCCGCAUUGGCUGCGCUGGCUUCACUUCCACCCCCUCCCACAGCACACCCGAUCUUCCAGGCCGACCUUCCCCAUUGUCUUCCAGCGUUGUUCAGCAACGCACAAAGUCACACGCGCAACGAACACCGCCUCGUGGGCUCGGCUCCCCAAUGCAGCUGAGUAGUCCUCCGGCUACGGUCAUUCGCCGUGAAGCCGAUAGGGAAGCAAGUAUGGGCCCAAGAGCCGAGCUCAGUAUGGAUGAUGUGGAUGCCAUGUCGCCGUCACAGCGAGGUGACGCGGUCGAUGGGCUAUUGAAACUCAUGAGUACGACAGGCAAUCAAAGUUCGGACUCGUGGACUGGAUGA
Molecule: messenger RNA, 1008 nt
Organism: Penicillium samsonianum
Lineage: Eukaryota; Fungi; Ascomycota; Eurotiomycetes; Eurotiales; Aspergillaceae
Exons: 3
Coding region: 1-1008 (335 amino acids)
Source: RefSeq, a predicted model, not a curated record